UCCAUGGUCUAGACUCUAGACCCUGUUGUAUGGUGCAGUCAGGUUGAGUGAGGUCAGUGAGGCUUGGUGAGAUUGAUUCAGGUGCGUCAGGUGCAGUGCAGUGUGUUGUUUGUUAAAGGGAUAGAUACUUUUGUUUAAGAAAUUGUGUUGAAUGUUUUGGAUAUGUCGCAUUUGAGAAAAAAAGAAUGGGUUGUGUCAAUAGUCGGACAAACAUUAAUCCAAAUGUUUUUCAAGUGAUGAAUGUAGAUGACUCAGGUAAAUUAAUUACCCCUGGACGCUUAGAAAUUACUGACACUGAAAUAGUGCUUUAUCAACGGGGCAAACAGCCCAUCAAAUGGCCUUUACGUUGUUUGCGUCGGUAUGGCUUUGAUGCCGAAAUAUUUAGUUUUGAAUCUGGUAGACGGUGUUCUACAGGGCAAGGCAUUUAUGCUUUUAAGUGUCGUAGAGCAGCACAUUUAUUUAGUGUUGUACAAACAAAUAUACAGGUUUGUAGUAACAAUGGGGAUGAUACAAUGUCUAGAGAACUUCCAAUUGCUUCUCAUCCUGGUCCAACAAUAACAAGAGUAACAAUACCAGUUGAGCCUAAUUAUUUGGAUCCAAUACUAAAUAGAACUAAUAAUCGUAUGGGUCCUAGACAUGCUCAUAGCCAACAAAAUGGAACUGGAAGAUUAGGUAGUGUGGGAAGUAACACCGACAUUAUAUCACCACAAGGAACCAUAGGGUCUUCCUCUCCACCUCCUGUGCUGCCACCAUCUCCACCACCAUUCCCUCAACCGCAUCCGUCCUCACUUUAUGUUAAUGAAGAAGUGUUAUCACCUUUACCAUUGGAAAUGGAACAUAAUAAUAACAAAAGACUUAGAACAGCAAUACAGAGAUCAUGUACAGUGGGUAAUUCAAUAUCCGAUAACAGCUCAGUAUCAUUGGAAUUGACAUCUACCCAGAAAAACACAAAUGUUACUCCUCAAACUAAAUCACCACUUUCAACAGCAACUUAUAUGAAUGUAGAUAUUAAUACUGAUAUUAGUCCUCUUUCUCCAACUCAUAGUGUUCCUGAAACAAUGCAAUUUAAUGAAGAAAAAUGUGAAAAUAACGAAUUUGGACAUGCUUAUAUGAAUAUAAGCCCAGGUCAAGAAUGUACAGAAUUGUUUGUUGCUAAAGCACGACCUUCACCAUUGCCACCUGUUCAAUCUGACAUGGAAGAAGUAACGAGACAUUGUUAUGCUAAUUUAGAAGCAAGUGAAAUUGAAAGCUUAAGAAAAAGAUUUUCUGGCGUAUCAGUAGCAGAAAAAUCACCUUUGACUCCGUCAACGCCUACAGGUGGUCCAAUUAGGGAAGUGAAUUAUGCUGUAUUAGAUUUAGAUACAAAGGAUGUAUCGAUCAAUUCACCAUUGGAGGGUCCUACAAAUUCAAUAGCAUCUCCUCCAGGGACCCCAAAUAAGCUACAAAAAGGGUAUGCUACAAUAGAUUUCAAUAAGACAGCUGCUCUUUCACAUUCAGUCAAUCCGAAUCUUGUAAAUGAUAAUGAGGGUUCGAGGAAGACGCGUCACAAUUCCACGAUUAGUGACCUAACAGCUUCCUUUAGACGUAGUUCAUCUGUAAGUGAAUGAUCUAUCUUUUACUUUAUAACUGUGCCUACAUAAUGAAUAUUUACAGCAUUUUAUAGAAUGACAAUGCGCUUUACAAUUUUAUUACAUUUAAACAUGUACUAAUGCAAAAGACAUGAAAUUACU
This is a messenger RNA of Dufourea novaeangliae, 1730 nucleotides long. Its product is annotated as fibroblast growth factor receptor substrate 2. Bases 186 to 1607 code for a protein of 473 amino acids. Gene Ontology annotation, biological process: cell surface receptor protein tyrosine kinase signaling pathway. Gene Ontology annotation, cellular component: cytoplasm. Lineage: Eukaryota; Metazoa; Arthropoda; Insecta; Hymenoptera; Halictidae. The record is from RefSeq and is a predicted model, not a curated record. The transcript has 4 exons.